This is a messenger RNA of Triticum dicoccoides, 873 nucleotides long. RefSeq names its product proline-rich receptor-like protein kinase PERK2. Lineage: Eukaryota; Viridiplantae; Streptophyta; Magnoliopsida; Poales; Poaceae. The coding region runs from base 1 to 780 and encodes 259 amino acids. The transcript is spliced from 4 exons. The record is from RefSeq and is a predicted model, not a curated record.
AUGGACGCCGCCACAUCUCCGUCGACCCCACGGCCAUCGAGCCCCUCCGAUCCCGUCGAUCUGUCCGGGAGCCCCAGCGCCAUCGACACCUUCGUCCAGUGCCGUUGGAUCAAGUCAGGGAGCAGCACAGCAACGCCAGCGACCCGAUCCCCUUCUUCGGCCAUCGUGACGCCGUCGCCGCGAUUCCUCGCCAUCUGCGCUCCUAAGCUGUCAAUGAGCCUCCAUGCGCUCCUCAGUGAGCCCCAUGCCUUUCACCUCCGCCUCUCCUUCGGCCGCCACGGACGCCUCGAGUUCCCCCCUCACCUACCGCCACUCCCACUUCUCCCACUCGCCUGCCCUCCUCCCAGAUCCAUCCCCCGCUCACUUCCUCUCCCCCUCGUUCCCCAUCGACGACCGAGCGUGGACGCCGCCACAUCUCCGUCGACCCCGCGGCCACCGAGCCCCUCCGAUCCCGCCGAUCUGUCCGGGAGCCCUAGCGCCAUCGACACCUUCGUCCGGUGCCGUUGGAUCAAGUCGGGGAGCAGCACAGCAACGCCAGCGACCCGAUCCCCUUCUUCGGCCAUCGUGACGCCGUCGCCGCGAUUCCUCGCCAUCUGCGCUCCUAAGCUGUCAACGAGCCACCGUGCGCUCCUCGACCCCGAGACCGAUGCUGAUGCCCCUGUGAUCGACUACGUCGACGACGACCCCUCCUUGCCAGAGCAACCAGAUGUCAGAGCCCAGGAGCCAGAUGCCACCGCCGGUGCCUACUACUGCGUGGAGACCGUUGACAACCAGGAGUAGUUAGGAGGCUCCCAGGCAGGAGGCCUUGCCUUUUCGAUCGUAGAUGCUUUUGUGCUAGCCUUCUUAAGGCAAACUUGUCUAACUUAUGUCUGU